Molecule: messenger RNA, 2120 nt
Organism: Dendronephthya gigantea
Lineage: Eukaryota; Metazoa; Cnidaria; Anthozoa; Malacalcyonacea; Nephtheidae
Exons: 3
Coding region: 484-2091 (535 amino acids)
Biological process (GO): triglyceride biosynthetic process
Cellular component (GO): plasma membrane
Molecular function (GO): long-chain-alcohol O-fatty-acyltransferase activity; diacylglycerol O-acyltransferase activity
Source: RefSeq, a predicted model, not a curated record
ACGAAUUCUUACAAUUUGAUGCUUAAUUUGCUAUUUCCGCUCUCUAUUCAUACGAGUUCUUUCGCGGUUUUAACGAGCACUGCACUUGCAAUUAUCGUUCAUGCUUUCACGGCUCUUUGACAUGUAAAUGAUGUGCCGUGCGAUAAUAUAUUCAUGUUCAUAAACAAAGUAUUGUAAAUAGAACUCUUUUGAAUUAUGAAGGUAGAGAUCAUAUGGCUUUGAAAUUCGAAAUGUGGCAUUUUUCGCAAUGAUGGUGGCUGAAUGCACCGUUUGGAAUGAGACGUUUAAACUACUCUAAGAAGAUUACUGUCAACAGUUUAAUCCCAUGGGCAAAGACGAAGAGUAUAUUGCUAGCUGUCUCACUUUGCCUGCUGAAUUUACAUUUUAUAGUCAUUGGAUAUAAUAUGGCACUUGGAUUUCUCUCUCGCAUACAUUGAACUGUCUUUACAAACUUGUCAAAUCGGGUAACCUUAAAAAUAUAAAAUGCCUGAUGUUAAACCUGGGACUUCGACUGCCUGUGACAAGCAAAGAAUUCCUAAAGUCAUUCAUCCUCUCGCUACGCCGGGAUAUGUAAUAAUUUUUAAAUUCAUCACUUCGUGUGUAUUAAAUAUAUUGGGCUUUGUGUUGAUCUAUACGUUUCUGUUUAUCGCUCUACCGAUUUCAUUGCUCGCCAAAGUCGUUCAAAAAAUUCUGGUUUUUGUCCGGAUCAAAUCCCAAGGGGCCAAAGCGGAUUAUGGCAAUGCAUCGGAGACGUUUUGGUUUUUAACUGCCAGUGAGGAUCGAACGCCAAAUUUAAUUUUGCUCUUGGCAGUAAAAGGCCAUUUCAGCUGCGAAGACCUGGGAUAUUUACUACAAAAUCGUUUAAAUUGUAACGGUGAAAACAUAUUGCAAGAGCGUUCGAAUUUUGAGCGGUUGUCUAGAUCGCCAAAACGCAUUUUUCGCAAACUCGUGUGGCUGGAAGAUAACCUUGAACGUAGAAAAGCCAUAAUUCAAGGGGAUUUAGAAAGUGCGUGUUUAUGUGACGCUGGAGGUAAAACGAUGAACUUGCAAGCGUUCUCGAAUAGCAACGAUUGGCAAAUAUAUCUUUACACAAGUGUAAAUGAAAAUACAACAGAUAACAGUGCUAUAGUGUUGCAAUUUCGCCACUGCAUCGCUGAUCUGCACACGUUGGUCUACGCAGUGUCAAAAUCAUUUCUCGAUCAUCAAGUUUUUAUGUUUCGGGAAGAAAUCACUUCAACACAGGGCUUUUGUCUGGGGCUAUUGGCACUGUUAGCAGGACCAAGUAUUUUUGUGCGAAGUUUGUUCGAGUCAAAAGACAUGACAUUUCUGGAGCCCCCUCAAACGUGCAGGAAGAGAGCGAUUUUCUAUUCACAAGCGAUUAGCAGGGCCGAUGUCGACAUUGUUACUACGGCAACUGGGACCUCAGUUUGUGAUGUCAUCCUGUCGUGUCUUGCCGGGAGUCUUCGAUGUUGCUUGAAACAACAUGGCGUUGCAUUUCCCGAUGACGUCACGGUCUUUUAUCCCAUGAAUUUGGAGAGCAGUAACUCACUUCGAUGUUUUACAUCGUUUAAUAUUUUUUCAUUGCCAGUUGGAACAGAAGGUGCCUUACCACGCCUUUGGGAAAUGCGGUUACGUCGUAGCAAUAUCGCAUCUUUUAUCGAGGCUAUUACGACCAGCACCAUCAUGCAACUGGCUUUCCUAAUUCUCCCAGCUUCAGCUGCGACGUGGCUUAUGGAAUAUUUAAUGAGCAAAAGCUCGUGUACUAUAAAUAGCAUAUUAGGUCAUACUUUUGAUCAAGAAAUAUUACUCGACGGCCGCCCGGUUGAACAUUUCAUCCCUGUAGAGGACAGGGGGUAUGGCCUCAGCAUUACAAUAAUCGAGUCCAAAAACUCGUUUCAGUUAGCUGUGUUGGCGCCUAGUUCGGAAAACUAUGUUAUAAAGCCCGCGCGGCUUUGCGUGGAAUUUGUGCGACACACGCGUGACCUUUCCAAGCGAUUAACUGAACGCGCACGCGUCGUUCGUGCAAGGGGUCAGAGAAUUUUGAACAGUCGACGCAACAGCGUUUUUAUUGUCGAGGAAGAUGAGCAGUAAAUAUGUAUAUAAUUAUGGUGAAAUUAAAA